AUGAGCACGUCUAGCAUUUCCAAUCCAACAUUGUCCAGGGCAGGACAUGAUAAUACCACAACCACAUCGACAACCAGCAACAACAACCCCAUUGUUGAACAAGCAUCGACCAUGUUGGAUUACACUAGUCAUGGUGUGACAACAUCAAAUGCUUCAAGUGUACCAGAAAAACAGCCACUUAAACAACAACAACAACAACAAGGUGUCAAAGGAUCGUGUUUUCAAGACAUCAUUGAGCAGGACUUGAUGACAGGCCUUGAAGAUAGCACACAUCGACUUUCUAUAUCGGAUCAGCACCCACUUGAGAAAAGAGAAACGAGACAUGUCCCGAGAUCGGUGCGUGGCAUUUUUCCCGACAGCACAGCUUUUACUCCUCAAUCUGGUGACAAAUUCCUAUUCCAAGGUGACCAUCACCAUCAUGGUCUUGAUCCCAAUACCUCUACACCUUUAGUACGACACGGCAGCAUAGUAACGCCCACAACCAGUCAUGCACCCGACCCGACGUUUAUGCGUCGUUCAUUUGAUGCUACAAGUGGUUAUCAUCAUCAACAUCACCACCAACAACAUCGUCAUCGUUUUCCAUCACUCAAUAGAAGAGAAAGCUAUCCUUGUCUGCAGCAGAGUGCUUCAACCACGACUACAGCAACAAGUAAUGGUGGUCAAGGAUGGAAUUGUGACCCGGCUUGGAUGCCAUCACCUUUUAGGAAAUAUUCUAUGGAUUAUGUCAACAAGCGCUUGGAUCUAGAUCCACGUGGAGGUUCAAGUCGUCUUGCACCUUCCUAUUCAAACCCUGACCUUGCUACGGCACGUCGCUUAUCCAGUUUGGAGAAUGCUGUUGUUGCUGCUGCUGCUGCAGCAAGUGGCGUUUCUGAUAACAUCCCUGAAAGUGGCGCCCCAUCUUCGCCGUCAUCCUACGCAUCCACUACAGCAACUGCAGCUGGUUUGAUUGCAUUAUCAUCAUCACAACAACAACAACAACAACAAUUGCUUGGUUACGUUCCAUCCUCGUUAAUGUAUCCAUACCCUUAUCCAGCAGCAGCCGUGGCCACCACCACCACAACAAAUCAAGCAGCAGCAGCAGCGGCAGCGGCAGCAGCUCAUGCAGCAGCCAUUUGUAAUCAUAACAAUAAUGGUGGUGCUGGACCAUCGCCUGCCCCCUUGAAUCCACUUUUAUUAUCGCAUCUUAUCCGUCACAUGCCGCCAUCUUCACCCUCUUCACCUUCAUCACCCACAAGUGUAUCAUCAUCCUCUUUUAGGAAAACACAACAGCAGCAGCAGCAACAACAAUCCACCACAUUGAGCAAUAGCAAUUCAUCCACCACAACCACUACACAACGUCGACACAAUGAGCAUGACAAGUUUGCCCAUAUCAAGUUCGAAGAUGUUGUGGAUGAUAUUUAUUCAUUGUGCAAGGAUCAAUAUGGGUGUCGCUAUUUACAACGAAAGCUUGAGGAGCAAAACGAUGAUCAACGUGACAUUAUCUUUGACCAGGUGUUUCCGCAUUUCAUCAAACUCAUGACAGAUCCAUUUGGCAAUUAUCUAUGUCAAAAGCUGAUGGAACGUUGCACGGAUGAACAACGCACUCGGAUCGUGGAACAAGUAUCUCAAGACCUGGUUGAUAUCUCACUCAAUAUGCAUGGUACACGUGCCGUCCAAAAGAUGAUUGAAUACAUUACAUUACCGGAACAGAUCCACCAUGUUGUUGUGACCUUGGCUCCCAACGUCGUAACCUUAAUCAAGGAUCUCAAUGGCAACCAUGUCAUUCAACGUUGUCUGCAUCGCAUGUCUUCCGAGAACAAACAAUUCAUUUACAACGCCGUGAGUGAGAAUUGCAUCGAGGUUGCCACGCAUCGCCAUGGUUGCUGUGUGUUACAAAGAUGCAUUGAUUAUUCCUCAGAAAACCAAAAGACUCAGCUCGUCAAUGGAAUCAUUCAACAUGCCCUGAACCUCGUUCAAGAUCCAUUCGGCAACUAUGUCGUGCAAUACGUCCUUGAUCUUGGUGAUGCUGAUUUCUCCGAUAAGCUCAUUCAGCGCUUUGUGGGCCAUGUCGUAUCUUUAUCGGUCCAAAAGUUUAGCUCCAAUGUCAUGGAAAAGUGCAUACGAGUGGCUGAACCAGAAACACGUCGACGCCUUAUGGAAGAGAUGCUCAACAAGCCAAAGUUGGAAAGAUUGCUCCGGGAUUCCUAUGCCAACUACGUUGUACAAACCGCCCUUGAUUAUGCUGAACCUGCUCAACGCAUCAAGCUUGUUGAAUGUAUUCGACCUUUGUUACCUGCUAUACGCAACACACCUUAUGGUAAACGCAUCCAGGGCAAAAUCAAUCGUGAACCACAGCGAUCAGUUUUGCAUCAUCAUCACCAUCAUCAUGACCUGCACACCAUGUCGAUGGGUUAUUUGGCUGCGGAUAUGGCCUUGUUUCCACCACCUAUGCAACCAGCAGCAUCCUUUGGAGCUUUCAGCCCUUUUUCAGUGUUCCAUCAUCAUUGA
Molecule: messenger RNA, 2487 nt
Organism: Lichtheimia ornata
Lineage: Eukaryota; Fungi; Mucoromycota; Mucoromycetes; Mucorales; Lichtheimiaceae
Exons: 9
Coding region: 1-2487 (828 amino acids)
Biological process (GO): post-transcriptional regulation of gene expression
Cellular component (GO): cytoplasm
Molecular function (GO): mRNA binding
Source: RefSeq, a predicted model, not a curated record